This is a messenger RNA of Kockovaella imperatae, 3450 nucleotides long. RefSeq names its product adaptin N terminal region-domain-containing protein. The coding region runs from base 190 to 3318 and encodes 1042 amino acids. The record is from RefSeq and is a predicted model, not a curated record. Gene Ontology annotation, cellular component: membrane coat; AP-2 adaptor complex. The transcript is spliced from 11 exons. Gene Ontology annotation, biological process: clathrin-dependent endocytosis; intracellular protein transport. Lineage: Eukaryota; Fungi; Basidiomycota; Tremellomycetes; Tremellales; Cuniculitremaceae. Gene Ontology annotation, molecular function: clathrin-cargo adaptor activity.
CAAUUACCAUAAAUCUAUCGAGAACGCCGAUGGGCCGGAAAUGACGUGGUGUUUAUGUUUCAUGCUCACUGAUAAAGCCCGGUGGUCAUUGACCCGCGUAGUAGUUAUGGUACAAGGCCAAAGCGGGCAUUCGUCAAUUGACUCGUCUAGGCUUGCUUCCUCCUCCAAGAAGCUGAGAGUCACUCCAUCAUGGCGUCGUCAAUGCGAGGACUGACACAGUACAUCUCGGACCUUCGAGCAUGUCGUGUCAGAGAGUUGGAAGAGAAGCGCGUGAACAGGGAGAUGGCGCACAUCAGGCAAAAGUUCAAAGAUGGCAGUCUCGACGGAUAUCAGAAGAAGAAAUACCUUGCGAAGGUAGUCUUCACCUAUAUCCUCGGGUACAAGGUGGACGUUGGGCACAUGGAAGCCGUCAACUUGAUCAGCUCGUCAAGGUACAGCGAGAAGCAAAUAGGUUACCUCGCCCUCACCCUCUUGAUGCACGAGCAUUCUGACCUGGUGCGGCUGGUGAUCAAUUCUUUACGGAAGGAUCUGGACGACCCGAACGAGAUCUACAACUGCUUAGCUCUGCAUGCCAUCGCUAAUUUGGGAGGCAAAGAGAUGGCCGAGGCAUUGAGCGAUAAUGUGUAUCGAGCCAUGAUCAGCCAAACUUCGACCAUCUUCGUCAAAAAGAAGGCGGCUUUGACUCUGCUCCGACUCUAUCGGAAGCACCCUUCGGUACUUGAUGCCAGAGAUUGGGCAGAUCGUAUAAUAGGGAUGAUGAACGAUCCUGAACCCGCAGUCGCAUUGACCAUUGCGAGCUUGGUGACUGCCAUGGCUCAGGACAAUCUUGAUGCCUUCAGAGGAUGUUAUCAAAAAGCGGUCAAAUGGCUCGACAGAAUUGUCUUCGAUGGCGAUUGCCCGUCCGAAUACAUCUACUACAAAGUCCCGAAUCCCUGGCUACAGAUCAAGCUUUUACGCUUAUUGCAAUAUUACCCACCGCCCGACAAUAUCAAGACCAUCGACAUGCUCAACGGCAUCCUGCAGGCGAUCAUUGAUGCCUCCCAAGAGACUCCACGGAAUGUGCAACACAACAACGCUCAAAAUGCUGUUUUGUUUGAAGCUAUUAAUCUAGCUAUACACCUGGACCCAGAAUCCGCAGUCGUCUCGAGUGCCUCUAUCUUGCUCGGUCGCUUCAUCCUGGCGAAAGAGACAAAUGUCCGGUAUCUCGGCCUCGAGGCCAUGGCGCAUCUCGCAGCCUGCUCGAGCUCCCUCGAGCCGGUCAAGAAGCAUCAGGAUACCAUCAUUUUGUCACUGAAGGACCGAGAUAUCUCAGUCAGGAGGAGAGCACUGGACUUGCUAUAUUCAAUGUGUGACACCACGAACUCCAAAGUUAUCGUAGGCGAACUGGUCCGGUACCUCCAAGUCGCAGAUUACAAUCUGAGGGAAGAGAUGGUGUUGAAAAUUGCCAUCUUGACGGAGAGAUUCGCCACAGAGUAUGAAUGGUACGUCGACACCAUCCUGCAACUCAUUUCGGCUGCUGGAGAUCAUGUCGGCGACGAGGUCUGGUACCGUGUUGUCCAACUCGUCACGAACAAUGAGGACCUACAGCCAUACGCAGCUGGAGCAGUCUUCCAGCAUCUACAAGCUGCGACCUGCCACGAGACGAUGAUCAGAGUCGGCGGGUAUAUCCUCGGCGAAUUUGGUCAUCUAAUCGCCAAUGAGCAAGGUUGCAGUCCGAUCGAGCAGUUCCAGGCCCUUCAUUCGAAGAUCAAUCUGUGCACUGCACCAACUCGAGCUCUCCUACUGACGACAUAUAUUAAAUGGGUCAACCUUUUCCCCGAGAUCAAGGACCAUCUCAUGAAUAUUUUUGAACGGUACACACAUGUACUGGAUGCCGAGCUUCAACAACGAGCCUGCGAGUAUCUCGCGCUGGCUGGACGUGGAGAAACGGACGAUCUCUUGUCCACGAUUUGUGACGAGAUGCCCGUCUUCCCGGAACGCGCGUCCGCUCUCGUCAACCGCCUACAUAAGAAGGGAGAAGAGGCACAGGAUAAGAGGACAUGGGUCAUUGGCCACUCGACAGAGAACAAGGAGCGGGAGUCGGAGCGCUUCAAAGCUUUCCGCAAAGGCCAGGAGGAUGCCAAGCACGCUAUGGAAUCUUCUGCUGCCGCUCCUGCAGUGGCUGAGAGUUCUCAGAACGGAUCAGCAAACGGCCAGAGUCGUACGCAGAAAGGAAGAGCGGCCAGUGUCGGCCCAGAAGAUAUGAUGGGCGUUGGGCCGGGAGCCAAUGGCGGCGAAUCGGACGUUAUGACUUCGUUGGCUGAUCUCGAUCUGUCCGGUGGCAACGAUACCCAUGGCGUGCAGAACGAGCCGUUAGUUCCGCACAGACAGGGCACCACCUCCUCACUGCCUGAAGGCAGCAAUGGCACCCCGGAGACCAACGGGCCGCCCGAUCCAACGAUGAAGCAUAUUGCAACGCUGGGAGGUGUUGCUCCAUCGCUCUUGGCACCAUUGACAGUGGCUCCAAAGAUUGACAAAUGGCUCGAAAGACUCACAUAUGCACCUGAAGGGGUUUUGUACGAAGAUGAUCAUAUACAGAUCGGUUGCAAGACUGAAUUCCACGGGGCUCUGGGUCGAAUCGCACUGUUCUUCGGCAACAAAGUCGCUACAGCCAUCACCGAUAUCACUAUGACGGUCGAAUAUCCCGAGGGGACCCUCCCAACCGCUAUCUAUGCUGCUUUCCACGACCAACCAGUGAAGGAAAUUGCCGGUCGAGCUCAGGUGCAAGAGCUCAUACAUGCCGAGUGCAAAGAUUUCUUCUCAGAACCCCCCGUCUUACGGAUGACAUACCUCGCCAACUCAUUCACAACCUUGGUUUUGAGACUGCCCAUGUUCUUGAGUAGAUUCAUAGAAGGAGUCAGCCUGGAGCAGGCAGCAUUCUUUGAGCGCUGGAAAAUUAUUGGAGGACCACCGAGAGAGGCGCAGAAGAUCUUCCCUAUCAAGUUGACUCCAGCUGGCGAGGUGGACUUGGCGAGAAAUGCCAAAGUCAUGUCCGGGAACAGAUUCAAGAUCUUGACUGGGAUAGAUCCAAAUCCACUCAACGUGAGUUGGAAUAUGAAGCUCUCUAGGAUGAAUUUGCUCAUGCUUGUCCAGAUUGUCGUUGCAGGCGUGCUGCACAUGUCUGCAGCUGGAAAGGUCGGUGUCCUCGCUCGACUUGAACCCAACAGGGAUGCCAAGAUGUGUCGAUUAACGGUGCGGAGUACCAACGACCAGGUGUCUGCGGAGCUGUUGAACCUGGCUUCUAAGCCUCUCAAUACAGACACCGCGACGUCUAUUUGAAUGGAGAAGGCUAUAGCGGUGGAUCACCUGGCUAGGCCAUCAUGAUCUUGAUGUCUUUUUAUACGUGAUCCAAUGACAUGGUGUUGUAUCGAUGGGACAUGGGCCGCUGGAAUGCAUAUCAUUUCACUGGAA